CACUGAUUGACGGUUUCUUUCUUCAAUUUGAAAUUCUUUGGCUACCCAACUUGCCAACUUCUAACUGAAACUGGGAUUCUGAAUUAAUCUCUACUUGUAAUUUUAUGUGUUCUUUGGUAAUUGACGUAAAUAUAGUUUAAAUUUAAGAUUUAGUUAUUGAGUAUUGUUGUUAGUGUUUUUAAAUGUUUGUGCUAAAACAGAGCAAUGUAUUAUGAGAUUGAAAAUACCCCGGAGCAUAUACGAAAAUCUAGACGAACUGCAACCGUUCAAAAGAAGUCUCCAAAGGAAGAGCGCCCCCGACUUAUUCUGGCACCUUUUUCGAGACCGCCACAAGUGGUGUUUGAAAAUGUUCGCAUUGGAACUUCUUGCGAAAGAACUUUAGAAGUAUUUAAUCCGUCCAAACAAAUACAGCAGAUAACUUUAGGUCGCAGUCUGCCAGCUGGUCUCAUAAUACAUCUAGCGGAUGAUUGGCUGGUAUUGGAACCAGAGACAUGUUAUUGUUUAACACUGUUAUGGACACCGAUACAACCUACUGCCAUACGGGAUACAAUACGGUUCACCAAUGAAAGUCGUGGUCGAUAUGAUGUCAUUGUGGUACUCAAAACAGAAUUGAAUGGUAAAGGAAAAGGAAAUCAACCUAAAGGUGUCAAGAUAUCUCCAGGCAAAGUUAUAAAGAAGGCAUCAAAAAGGUCACCUGUUGCAGUAUAUAAAAAGAAAGCUGAGAUUAUAUACAAUUCAACAAAAUGUUCAACAGUUAAAUCUUUUUCAACAACAAAACAUAUUUUAAAACCUUCCAACAAAGAAAACAUCAUGACUGUCAAUGAUUAUUCGAUAAAUUCACAAUUUGAUAAAUGUCCUUUUGACUCUCAGACUAGUGUUGACUUCAAUUUCGAUACAAGUGAAAUUUUCGCAAACAUGAGGCAACUUAAAUCUGAAACUUACCUACAACAGACUUAUGAUAAAACAUAUCAUGAUAAAACACAAACCCAACAUAAUAUAUUAAAGCCAGUCAAUAAACAAACAUUCAACAUUUCGGGUUCUGAUUUAUUUGAUAAUCUUACAUUUACACCACUGAAAAUGAAUCCAGCUAAGAAUGAGAAAUUAGAUAAAGGUCCAAAAAUAAUAAUGAGCAUGAAUUCUGACAAUGAAUUUGACGACAGCUUAAAUAUGAGAAAUUCUAAUAAAGAAAAUGAAACUCAUUCUAUAAUUAGCAUUACAUCAACUCAGCCUCCGAUUAAAUGGUUGACAAUUAACCACCACCACGAAACUGAAAAACAGUAUAUAGAAAUGCCUGCAGUAGUAAACAAAAAGAUACCCAACACAUCAUCUCCUAAAGAAUUAAAUAGCCCAAAUUUCUCCAUUAAUACAGAAUUUUCACGUAUUAGUGACCUAUCUUUCCUUCCUCAUAGAUUCUCUACUGAGAGGAAAGUUCUACCAAGAAUUAACAAUGAUACACAUGACCUAGACGAAGCCAAUGCUAAAUUAAGUUCUGAUACUUACACCAAAGACUCUCCCAAUACACCAGUAAAUUUCCAAAUGUACACUGUAGAAUCUAAACCGCCAUAUUAUUUUAUGAGAGAACAGCAGCCAAAAAUGUGUAGACAAGCGUUAUUCAAAGAAAAUUAUCAACAUAGAGAGACUCGCGAUCGAAAUCUAAUGCAAUCUCACGAGUUAAAUAACUGGCACAAUGAAAUAAAAAAUGACGUAAAAUCUCCGUCACGACCAAAUUCACCAACACCUCUCCAGUCGAUCCCCGAGGAAAGUACACAAAAUUCCGAUACUCAGUUACUAGAUAAAAGUGAUAAAAUGUCGACUUUUACUAUAAAUCGAACCUUUGAUAGAGAUUAUUCAGAGAGAUCUUCAAUAUCAACUAAAAAUAAAAAAACUUGGUCAAAAAAAUCCGUACGAGCUGAACCGGAGUUAUGGAAAAUACCGACGUCUUUUGCAAAAAAAACACUAAAACCUAAAGUAAGUGUUAAAGGUCGAGAUUCAGACAUUAGCAAAGUAUCGAGCACUACAUUUGAUGCUAAUACAAGCACUAACCAAAACAUGUCAUUCGUAAAUCAUAUAGGAAACGUAUAUUCCCAGUCGUUUACUGUAGAUCCUUUCCUUUCUACGACGUAUUUCUAUGAUGAAGAAGCCGUAUUUAAGUUUGAGAACGAGUUUAAAAGGUGGCUUAAUUGCAUGCUGACACCUCCAGCUGACUUAGAAAGUAACAUCGAACAGAAAAUCGAUGUCGGUAAAGCAUGGCUAGAAAAUCGCAACAAAGAAGUUCCCUUGGCCCCUACAAAGGAGCAAGUUUGUAGUGUUUACCAUAAUAGUCAUAGACUAGAAAGUCUUCGCCGAGCAGCAAGGUCAUUGUUGAAGAGCCCUGAAAUCGCCCAAGUCUUUGAAAAAUUAAAUACUCAAAUAGAGAGGAAACUGAUAGCUAUUCGAAAUGAUAGGAAUCUUCACUUGGAUGUUGGUCUUCAAAAAAUUAUCAUGGAGUUAUUACUAUCUUACAAUCCACUUUGGCUACGUAUCGGAUUAGAGGCCAUUUAUGGAAUUACUUUACCUUUGAAGUCAAACAGUGACGUUGAAGGACUUACAACAUUUAUCAUUCAAAGAAUGUUCAAGAACCCCUUCUUAAAAAAUAAACGUUCCAAAUCUAAUGUUCCCAAUAUGCUUUUACCUGCUUAUAUGGAAGCUAUUAAGAAAUUUACCCUGAAAAAAUUUUUCAUGCUUGUCUUUUUUCUGGAUCAAGCUAAGCAAAGGAAACUCAUAUCUCAUGAUCCUUGCUUAUUCUGCAGGAAUGCCGUAUGUAAGGAAAGUAGAGAAGUUCUUAUACGAUUCACACGGGAACUCAUUGCGGGUAUAGGUGAUAUCACAAAACAUUUACGUCCUCUUGGUUACAUCGUUUGCCAUCAACAGUCUUAUUUAGAUGAAUAUAAAUAUGCUGUUAAUAAUAUUGCCAUUGAUCUAAGAGAUGGUGUACGAUUAUCUAAAGUUAUGGAGAUAAUUUUGAUGAAAAAUGGUUUAUUGCAUCAAUUGCGAACCCCCGCAAUUUCGCGACUACAAAAAAUACACAAUGUACAAGUAGCACUAAAUGCUUUAAAAGAAGCUAACUUUGUGAUUGUUGGUGAUAUAACUGCUAACGACAUAGCAGAUGGCCAUAGAGAGAAAACAUUGUCGCUUUUAUGGCAACUGAUACACGUUUUCCGGGCACCAUUAUUUGAAAAAGCGGCUAAUUUGAUUCAAAUCUGGUGGAAAAAGAAAUAUCAAGUCAUCGUUGAGAAACGGAAAGAAGAAGAGAAAUUGAAAGAACGAUUGAGUAGUGCCGCAACUGUCAUACAACACUGGUGGCGUAGAAUACAAUACGACCGCAUUGUUGAGUGGCAAAUGCAACAAGUCACGAAAGCAACUAUUGUGAUACAGAAAUAUAUUCGCAAAUGGUUACUCCGAAGACUAUAUCUUAAUAUGAAAAAGAGUGUAUUAAAGAUUGAAGAGUGGUUUAUCUCCAUGAAAAUGAUUCAAGAAGCAAAAAGUGAUCUGAAUAAUUUAAGAAUCGCACGUGAGGAAUUGAGACAAAAAUCGGCAACAGUGAUUCAAAGCUAUGUACGCCGAUGGCUAUGUACAAAACAAUACAGAACAACUUUAAAGAAAGUAAUACUGGUGCAGUCUCUAGUUCGGAGAUUUGUGGUUAGAAAUAAGUUUCUGCUCUUAAAAAAAUAUAUAAUUAUGAUUCAACAAAACUACAGAAGCAAGUUGUUAAUGAAAGUAGAAAUGAAUAGGUUGGCCGAGAAAAAGAGGAGUGUGGUGUUCAUUCAGAAAUCUUAUAGAAUGUGGAGAGACUUAAGAAACUUCAGAAAAUUAAAACAAGCAGUAAGUACUAUUCAAACUCGGUAUCGAGCUCUUAUAAAAAUGAGAUGUGAACAAAACAAUUAUUUAAGAUUUAAAAAUAGUGUUGUUAUAGUACAAUCUUUAUAUCGACGUAGGAAAGCACGAAUUCAGUAUAUACGACAAAGAGAAAUCAUUAUUCAAUUACAGAUAAGAAUUAGAGCACACCAACUCAUGAAAAGAGACAGAGAAAACUUUUUGAAAUUGAAAAGUGCUACCUGUAUUAUUCAGUCGCGCUUAAGAUCGUAUAUGAUUAUGAAAUGUAUCAGAAACUCUUAUAUGAGAAAACGUAACGCUAUUUUGCUUAUCCAAAGUUAUUACCGCUCAUAUAUUCAUUCGAGAUCUCUGAGAAAAUCUUAUAUCGAAAUGCGAAAUUCCGUUUUAAUAAUUCAAAGGCGAUAUAGAGCUUUAACUCUGAUGCGUCAACAAAGAGCCGCAUUUUUAAGGCAGAAAAGUGCUGCUAUAUCUAUUCAGAGAUAUUACAGAGCUCACGUUUCAAUGAAAAAGCUCAAACUCUCGUAUGAAAGAUUACGUUUUGCUGCUAUUGUAAUUGGACAAAGAUUCAAAGCACUAGUGCAAAUGCGGAAAGAGAAGUCCUAUUACUUAAAAUUAAAGUUUGCUUGCGUGAAUAUUCAAAAGAAAUAUAGAGCCCGAAUUGCUGCUAAGCUGGAAAGAAAACGUUACUUACAGAAAAAAGAAGCCGCAAUUAAAAUACAAAACUGGUUCAGAAAUUGCCGUACUGCUAAUACAAUACAACAACAAUAUCAACAAUCUAAGAAAGCGUGUACUAUUAUACAAAGAACGUUUAGGGCCUACUAUAUUGGGCGAAAACAGAGACAAGAAUACUUGCGUAUAAGAACUUCAGUUGUACGUAUACAGACAUAUUAUCGAUCCUAUGUUGAAAUGAAAAUUUUGAGACAGAAAUACCUACGACUCAAGACUGCUACAAUUACUAUUCAAAGGUUCUACAAGUCAUACUUAGAAAUGAAAAAAGACCAAUUAUAUUACUUAAAAAUAAAAGCAUCAGUAUGUCUCAUUGAAAACUAUUACAAACGUUACAAAGAAGCUAAAUUAAUUAGAAAACAAUAUUGUCAACUCCGCAAGUCGACGAUUUUUAUACAGAAUCAGUACCGAAGUAAAUGUUGCAUGAGACGCGAUCGAGAUAAGUUUUUACAGUUAAAGAAAGUAACUAUUUCCAUACAAAACAAAUUCAAAGCGUUGCUGGCAAUGAGGAAGCAAAGAAAUUCCUACAUAAAAUUACGCGAUUCCGCCUUGGUUAUUCAGAAAGCUUUUAGAGCACGCAUGUUGAUGAUUCAGGAAAGAAACAAUUAUUUGUCGGUUUUGAAGGCCUGCGUGGUUAUCCAGACUUAUUAUCGAGCUUAUAAAACAGGUAAAAAGCAAAGAGAAGAAUACAUUGAGCUGAAGCGGUCAUGUGUUAUAUUACAACAGAGAUACAGAGCGUUGUUAGUGAUGCGAAAAGAAAGAAUUUCUUAUUUGCAAUUACAAAAAGCUACAAUAACUUUGCAACGGCGAUACAGAGCUCGCUGUCUCAUGUUAAAAGAACGAUCAAAGUAUUUAGAUCUUUUAAAAGCAUGCAUUAUUAUUCAAAAUGCAUACCGAUCUAAGUGUUUACGUCAGAAAUAUAUGGUUGAAUAUAAGGGAAUGAAAUCUGCUGCAAUAUUCAUUCAAAGAUAUUAUAGACGCGUAAGGGAAACAAGAUCGAUUCAUAAUAGGUAUUUGAAUCUAAGAAGUGCUACGCUCUUUGUUCAACGUAAAUUUAGAGCUAACAAAGUGACUCUUGAAGCUCGUAAAAAUAGAGCCGCUUCUAAAAUUCAAAUAUGGUACAGGUGCAAUAAGAAUCGUAUUGAAUGCCGAAGUCGCUUUAAACAGAUGAAAAUCAGCGCCAUUAAAAUACAGUCAGUAUAUCGCAUGUACGUUUUUCGGAAGAAACUGCUUAGUUUAAAGCAAGCUUCUAUAACCAUACAGAGAUUUUAUAGAUCUUGGAAAUUAACGAUAUUGGUGAGACAACAGUACGUCUACACAAGAAGAUCUAUUAUAAAAUUACAAGCUUCCAUCCGCGGUCAUAUUGCGAAAAAGAGGUUCUUGACAAUGAGAAAAGCCGUAUUGACCAUACAAGCAGCAUAUAGAUUAAAGAAACAAGGUGACCUCCUUAAGGCUAGGAUGGAAAAAUCGGCGAUCUGCAUACAAAAGAACGUGCGUCGAUACCUUGUUCAGUCAUGGUUUCAUCAGUACAGAAGGAGAAUUAUAUUUAUACAAAGACUUUGGAAAGGUAUACUAGUGACAAGAUUGAUGCGCUGCGAUUUCUUGCAGAAGAGAGAAACAGUCAUAAGAUUACAGGCGCAUAUCAGAGGAUAUUUGACUAGAAAACAAGUACUACUGAAAAGAGAAAGUAUUUUAAAACUUAGAGAGGAAAAGAAACAGUACUGGGCGGCUUCGAAAAUACAGGCUUUAUUCCGAGGUCACAAAGCGCGUAUGAAUAUAAGGGGGGACAAGCAUGUAACUGAGCUCCGUCGGAGAUGGCGUGAAGGGGCUCUGAAAUCUACACAAGAGUCUUUGAAGGAACGUAACGAAGAAGCUAUGGAAGUACUCCGUCACAUGUCAGAUAUUGAAAUGGUGAUCAGGGCGUUUAGAUCAUUAGAAUUACUGACUGAAGUAUUUCCAAUGAUGUACAAUAACAAUGCGUCUUCCAUUGUCCGUCGCGUCUACGUCUACAUGUCAGUCACGAACAGAUCAAUUUCAAGCAUAGAAGUUCUCAAAUCUGCAGCUUCUGUUCUCGUUAAUUUAACUAGGUACAGGAUCACUGGACCUAAAAUAUAUUCGAGAGAACGUAUUCCGCCAAUUCUGAAAUUUAUGUGGAGGUUCAGUAAUAGUGAGACUCAACUAUUUUGUAUUUUAACAACAUACAUUUGGUUGUUUUCUAAAUACGACGAUGUAAAGAAUGAUUUGACUGAAUUUUUGCAAAUGCCAGAAAACCACAAAAUGUUGACGUCUAUCAGAAGUAAUGUGGGUAGAAUGAAAAGAAUGACAUCCAAUGCAAUAAGAAGCAAGUUCAAUACAUCACAAACUUCGAAGUUUGUUUCAAACACAAGCAAUAUGUCGUUUAAUCACAGUAUCUGCAGUUCAAAUGCCAAUUGCAGUUUAACAUAUCCUGCACUGGAACCAGAUUACGGGAUCACGAGAGCCGAUAAGCCCCGUUACUUUGAAGAUGCCCAGCUGGCAAUAACUUGCCUUUUUAAAACCUAUAAGUUGUAAAUGUAAAUUAAUUUAACUUUAUAAUGUAGAAUACUCUAUGAUUUAGAAGUUUUAUGACGUUAUAUUAAUAUUGUUCUUCAUAAGAAUAGGCUAGUUGACUCAUGUCAAAUUGUACUAUACAAAUGUUUAUUUCUUAUAAUUUUUGUUAUUAGGAACCUAAAUACAUUGACUUCACUUCAUAAAAUUAGAAGAUGGCUGUAGUAAUUUAAUUUGAAAAUUUGUUUUUUGUCUAUGCUUUUUAAACACUAAAAACGCUGUCCAUCAUAAUUGUUACGUCACAAAAUUUGUAAACAACUAAACGUCAUUGUCGUGUUACUGUGGAUUCUUUAGUCGGACUAAAAUAUAUCUAAAAACACAUAUCUUGUAGAAAAGUUUCCGUUUAUUGUUUUUUUUGACUAAAUUUAUGCUUGACGCCGGAUUUGUGACAGCAGAAACGACAAAACUCUUUGACUUAGUAGAUACAUUCGUAAUCUUAAAAAUUGAAUUUUUAACUUUAAAUAUUAUUCAAUAAGGUACAUCGAAGUGAUCUUUGCUAAAAGAAAUUACUUUCAGUCGAUAACGUUACAGAAUUUGGCAAGUUUUAAACAUGACUGUGUUCAUGUGUAGGUAGGUAUUGUACAUUUUCGUAUAAUACAAUCAUGAUAAUUACUAUAUUUUUUAUGUAAUCCAUUAGAAAUCAUGGUUUUAUUGUAUUAAUUAUUUCCAACGUGCUUGCGAGUGUUUGUAUACAAAUGUUUUGACGUCAUAGCAUAGAUAAAUCUAUAGACUAACUUGACCGACGACAUUUUUGUAUGUCCAUGAAAAAUCUAUUUUAUAAUAAAAGUUUUGUAGCUUUCUAGGUCAAAAAAAUACAAUAUUUUUUUUCGGUCUAAUAGAACAAUUAUUAACCAUUUAAAACAUAUACCCAAAAAGUGUCAACUAGCCUAUUAUGUGAUUUUCUAUAUGUUAUGUCUUUGUCUUUACUCAAUGAAUUUCAAUUAUUCUCAAAAUGUAUGUUUUAAUAAAAUUUCAUUAAAAUGGUUUUUGUUU
Chilo suppressalis (striped riceborer) is the source of this 8178-nucleotide messenger RNA. The record is from the annotation of a GenBank genome assembly. NCBI's taxonomy places the organism in Eukaryota, Metazoa, Arthropoda, Insecta, Lepidoptera, Crambidae.